AUUAUGCAGGAUCAUUCUUACCGUAAAUUGCAGCUUGACCAAUUGUCUCUAUCAAGUGCCAAAUCCAUUAUGAAAGGCGUAUCUAAACUCAACAAGAAGAGGUUACUCAGGAUGAUGUUUCACCCAACAACAAAGUCAUCCAAAAAAAACCAUCGCAACAGGUUCUUCCUUGAAUCCUCUACCGUUGUCGACCCUUUCACUUUCUAUCUUCGUGGUUAUGAAGUUGAGGAUUAUCAUAAUCAUGAUCGUUACCUCGAGUGGGUAGAAGAGAGGGUUGAUGAUAAGUAUAACAACAUUGAUGAUGAUCAUACUGUUGAGGAGAGAGAUGUCGAUGAUGAUGAUAUUAAUCGUUUGGCUGAUAGGUUCAUCGCGAAGUGUCAUGAGAGGUUCAUGUUGGAGAAGGUUGAAUCUUUCAGGAAGUACGAAGAGAUGUUGUUGAGAGGUUUGUGAGAAUCGAAAAGAAGAGCGACGACAAAGAUCAUUUAUUUAUUUAUUUUAUUUUAAGAAGUAAUCCCUUUUUUGAUGGAUUUCUUAUACUUUG
Molecule: messenger RNA, 541 nt
Organism: Camelina sativa (false flax)
Lineage: Eukaryota; Viridiplantae; Streptophyta; Magnoliopsida; Brassicales; Brassicaceae
Source: RefSeq, a predicted model, not a curated record